Molecule: messenger RNA, 1206 nt
Organism: Rhagoletis zephyria (snowberry fruit fly)
Lineage: Eukaryota; Metazoa; Arthropoda; Insecta; Diptera; Tephritidae
Source: RefSeq, a predicted model, not a curated record
AUGAGAACCGAUGCAACUGGCCAGAAUAAUCACCUCAACUCCAAGUUCAUAGCACCUAAUCAAUUCCUAGCCGCCAACUACUCAUUAGUGCCAUCAUCCUCAGCACCUCACCACCAUACCUCGAAGCAGCAGCUACUGCAGUGUCAGCGAUGUGACAAACACUUUAGCAGCCCCAUCGAGCUCAACCGCCACCAGAGUUAUCCCUGCGGAGUGCCCUUCCAGUGCGGCCAGUGCUCACAGACCUUCAAGUUGAAGCACCACCUGCAGGAGCACCAACAGCGCAUUCACGCCAACUCCAAGUUCACCUGUGAAGAGUGCGACAAAACCUUCCACCGGAAGAGCGCCUUCCUCGAGCACCUGAGCGCCCAUGCUCACGCUAUGGAGUACCGGUGCUCGAUCUGCUCGAAAGCCUUCACCAAAAAGUCCUCCCUCAACUCGCACCUGAAGACGCACAGUGGGCUGAAGCGCUUCCAGUGUCGCGUCUGUCUGAAGUGCUUUCCCAAGAAGGCCGAUCUCACCGAGCACCUGCCCGGCCACCUGACGGCCAAGGGCUACCAGUGUUCGCUGUGCGACACCGCCUACAUCCGCUACAGUAAUCUGGUGAAGCAUUCGGACAAGGUACACCAGAUGGACGCUACUGACGGCCACUAUCAAGAAGGGGACGAGGAGGAGAACCGGAGAAAUGGCGGUGGAGGCAUCGAGAUCAUCCAGAACAACGGCGGCAGUGUCGUGCUAAAGCUAAAGGGAGGGGCUAACCCGGGUUUGCACAUUGUGCAGAAUGAUAACAGCAGCAACCAUCACCACAACAACAGCAGCAACAACAAGAAGCAGCACCAGUGCACGGUGUGUCUGAAGAACUUCACCCGAAAGGACAGCCUCCACCGGCACAGUUUGCUGCACAACGGCGCCAAGGAGUACCAGUGUUCGCACUGUCCGAAGGCCUUCAUCACCCGCAGCCACCUGACGGACCACUGUCAGCGGACGCACAACGCCUUCAAGCAGCACCACUGCACGCACUGUCCGAUGACCUUUCUGCGGAAGAGCGAACUGACGGAGCACCUGCAGACGCACGGCUCCGCGCGGCCCUACCAAUGUGCACUGUGCGAGAAAACCUUCAAGCAGAUGAAGGUACUCAAAGGUCACCUGCGGAAAGUCCACUCGACUAUGGGCCACCGCCACCUCGAGGUACAGGUCAUGGAAAACUGA